Elephantulus edwardii (Cape elephant shrew) is the source of this 648-nucleotide messenger RNA. Its product is annotated as polyribonucleotide 5'-hydroxyl-kinase Clp1-like. The record is from RefSeq and is a predicted model, not a curated record. Gene Ontology annotation, biological process: tRNA splicing, via endonucleolytic cleavage and ligation. Gene Ontology annotation, molecular function: polynucleotide 5'-hydroxyl-kinase activity. Gene Ontology annotation, cellular component: nucleus. The annotation marks the transcript as partial. The transcript has 2 exons. Lineage: Eukaryota; Metazoa; Chordata; Mammalia; Macroscelidea; Macroscelididae.
GUGUUCAACCAGAGUUGUGAGGUGAACUGGAGGGCCUCUGUGAGUGGCUGUGUCAUUAACACCUGUGGCUGGGUUAAGGGCUCUGGUUACCAGGCUCUGGUGCAUGCAGCUUCAGCUUUUGAGGUAGAUGUUGUGGUUCUGGAUCAAGAACGGCUGUACAAUGAAUUGAAACGGGAGUUGCCCCACUUUGUACAUACUGUACUCCUUCCUAAAUCAGGGGGUGUAGUUGAGCGCUCCAAGGACUUCCGGCGAGAAUGUAGGGACGAACGUAUCUGUGAGUAUUUUUAUGGAUUCCGUGGCUGUUUCUACCCCCAUGCCUUCAAUGUCAAGUUUUCAGAUGUGAAAAUCUACAAAGUCGGGGCCCCCACCAUUCCAGAUUCCUGUUUGCCUCUGGGCAUGUCUCAGGAAGACAAUCAGCUCAAGCUAGUACCUGUUACCCCGGGACGAGACAUGGUGCAUCAUCUGCUGAGCGUUAGCACCGCUGAGGGCACGGAGGAGAACCUGUCCGAGACGAGCGUUGCCGGCUUCAUUGUGGUGACCAGUGUGGACCUGGAGCAUCAGGUGUUUACGGUCCUCUCUCCAGCCCCCCGCCCACUGCCUAAGAACUUCCUUCUCAUCAUGGAUAUCCAGUUCAUGGAUCUUAAAUAG